This is a messenger RNA of Acanthopagrus latus (yellowfin seabream), 3244 nucleotides long. RefSeq lists its product as uncharacterized. Bases 250 to 1302 code for a protein of 350 amino acids. The transcript has 2 exons. NCBI's taxonomy places the organism in Eukaryota, Metazoa, Chordata, Actinopteri, Spariformes, Sparidae. The record is from RefSeq and is a predicted model, not a curated record.
CAGUUCUUCUUCUCAUUUCCAUAUGUACACUUCCAUUUUUCACAGGCACUCACUAAUUUAAGUCCAGUGUUAGGAGGGAAAUGCAGCGUUGGAAACCUAAUCAGAGUCAGUUGACCUCUCUUACAAUCCUCGCUGAAUUAACUGCAACUGAUCUCGCUCUGCGAAGGCGCAGUGGUAACUCUGAACUUUCUCGGUGGUGAUAAAUCGUCCACCACGCGCCCCAGACCGAGCCGUAAAGAAAGCAGUGGCAUGUUUUAUUUCCAUAAAUCCGUCUGCCUGUAUUUUCAUCUCAGUGUCACUCUGUUCCAUACCGUACACUGUAUGUGUCCUCGUAUUAUCCCUCUCGCUCUCCUCUCUCUUAUUUCCAUCUGCCCUCCUCACUUCCUGCUGUCACUAUCAGUUUCCUCCGGCUUCCCCGUCUGUGUGUAUGUACGUGGGCUUCACUUCAUGUACAGGUGUCUGCAUCCAUACUGGUGUGUUUGUGUGUCUAUAAUUGAAAAAAAAUCCCUGCUGCCUCCUCCCGCUCUCAUAUUUGUAUCGUUUAUGUUGUUUUUCCAGCCGAUCCACUCUCUCCUCGUUUCCUCCCAACUCCUCUCAUUCAUCAUCCCUCCUCUGUCCUCACUUUCUAUCUUUUCUGUUGCCAUCUCCCAUCUCCUAUUUUCCUCCGUGCUAGUUUUCCUAGUUAUUAUUCACUCUUUCUCUCCACGUCAUUUCUCAUCCCUCUCUCGCGUACCUUUCCCUCCCACCGCUCUGUCAGUUGAUUUGUUUUUGCGGCUUCAUAUUUCUCUCCAUGUUUUUCUUUCACCCUGUUCUCCCAUUGUAUCCCCCCGUCUAUUUUGGCCCCUUUCUCCCUCCUCUUCGAUCUCUACCUCUCUUGUUCUUUCCCCUCGUCGGCUCCUCGUCUCUCUCUCUCUCUCUCUCUCUCGUGUCGCUGAUUUGUUUUUGCAGCUCUCCCUUCACUUUCUGCUUUUAUUCUCUCCUCUCUCAUCUCAUUUUUACGCUCUUGUUCUGUCGUUUUCCCCUCUCACCCCCCCUCCUUUCCUUUUAUUCGUACAUCUCCUAUUGUCUCCCCCCUCUUGCAUCCUUCCCCUCUCUCUGAUUCGCCCUGCCUCCAUUCCUUCUCUAUGGAAAUCUUCUCCUUGUUUGUCGCUUCUUAGUCCCCCUGUUCCUCCAUCGUUCUUGGCCCUCCUUUGCUUGUUUAUUUCCAGAUCGGAUUCCUCCCUUCUCUUCCUGCCUCUCUUUAUAUACACCCGGUCCCCUGUUUCCUCUUUUCACAAUAUCCCUCCCUCUUUCUUCUGCUAACACUGUCCUAUUUGUCAUUCUCCCCCUGCUUUUCAUACCUGGAUGCCAUUUUCUCAUUCCUCUCCGUCUCUCUUACCUAUUCACGUCUCCCCCGUCUCCAUAUCUUCAGGCUUCCUAUCUCUAUCUUCGAAGGUGUCGCACUCUCUUUAUUCUGUAAUUAUUUCCUUUUCUCCAGUCUCGCGGUCCUUUUCCUAUCUCAGCUCUUUGUGUUGAAUACAUGUCUGUACAUGUUCACAUUAGAGUACCGUUAGCUUAAAUUAGCGAGUUCCCCUGUCUGCACCGUCCGUGUCAGUUUUAAUCAGGCCCCUUGUUUACAGUGAAGGCCGGCCUCUGUGAGACUCAGCACUUUCUGGGGGUUUUUUGCGCACAGUACGCAAAAUGGUGAGCUUAAUUUGGAACAAUUCUCAGUUGUGUGUGCGUGUGCGUCUCAUUAGUUGUGUGUUUUAUUCAGCAGGAGUGAGACAAGACGGGGAGGGAGGGAGCGACUGUCCCUGAAAUUUCCAAGUGAGCAUUCAGUCCAGCAUGCGUUUUAAAAAACGAGAAAUGAACAUGCAAUCAUUUUCUGAGAAAGCUUUCACUGAAGGCGAUUUCUUUAUUCUAUGAAGAAAAGAAAUGUCCAUAGCCCCCGAAAUUGCUCAUCUCUCAGUGUCGAAGCUGUGGGAUAGGAGGGGAUUUCAACCUUAAAAAAAUGUUCUUUUCUGACCGCCUCAGUUACAAAGACAACGACUACAAGGAAUGUUCGGGAGUUACGGGAGAAGUAAUUGCUUCAAUAAAACCAAUCAUUGAUCGAGGGAGUUUUCAGCAGCCCAUUAAUACUAAAAUGUCAGAUCCAUUAAUGGACUUCAGGACGCGGGGCUCUGUUGUAAUUUGUGUUGAAAUAAUCAGAGGCAAGUCAUCAGAGGGACGCUUACAUUGGGCUGAAGGAUUGUCAGUGAUCUCCUGUUUGUGAUCUCAGUCCUGUAUAAGAUCUUUUUUCAAGAUCUGUAGCAUGUGAUGAAGAGACGAGACGACUGAGAGAAAAUAAUCAAGUUCAGACUGCCAGUACAAUUUCAGGCAGCAAACGCUCAUUUUCCAUUAAGACAUUAAUACUGUGUGUGUUACUGUAACACAUGUGGAUUAUUUGGUACCAUCAUAGAAGAUGAUUAUCUGCUAAAUCUGAGAUUUAAAGGUUCCAUGUUUCUAUACGGAUUUUACAUGCUUAAUGUUAACAAAUCACAGAUUGUCCAUUGCUGCAGCACCUCUAUUCAUCCUCCAUCUGAACGCUCCCUUUAAGGCCCAAGCUCCUCCCAUAAAGCCCAGCCUGCUGUAAUUGGUCAGUCCUCACAAGCCUGUGCAGUCGGUGUGAUUGGAACUCUGGGCGUGGUGACGUCACAGCUUCACAAACAUUUUGCUGGCUUGAAGAAAGGCUGCUUUUGUAUUAAUCACAGUUUGAGUGUUUCCCCCGUCUCUCUGGCGCCAACACAAGCCUGUGGACCAUUUUUUAAAGUCGUUUUUGGGGAAAAAAAGCCUUUUAAAUAGAAGAGAAAGAUCUUCAGCUCUUGCAGAUGGCCCCAGCCUCUCAUCCAUCGUUCCAGUGAAAUGAAGAGCCCUCUGAAGAGUGAAGGCAGAGGAGAAAGGAAUGGACAGACAUGGAGAAAGAGAGAGAGAGUGAGGGGGCGAUGACGUACAGAGCGAGAGACAAAAGAGAAAGCGAGAGAUGAAAGAGAAAAGGGGGGCCAUCAAAAGAUGGAGAGAUUUGGAGGAGUGAUGGGGGGAUAGAUGCCCCCAGAAGGGUGUGUUUACUAGAAACACUGUGGGGUGUGUGAAGUGUUUAUCUGAGAGUGUGUGUCAGUGUGUGUGGGAGGCUGUAACAUGAGUGCUUCAGACCUACUGGCAUACACAUGAAACUUUUUAUUAAAGUGCCAAUAAACAUAUCUAACUUGUCAGCUUUCAGUGACACUGA